AUGAUUCCUGACAAGAUUAGGUCUAUUGAUGGAUCAAAAGAGACGCUUAAGCUUGCUGUUAGGAUCACCGAUCUUUGGUUCAUUGGGACUCCCAACAAGUCUGAGCAAGCGGAAAUGGUUUUUGUUGAUUCUGAGGGUGAUCAAAUUCAUGCUAUUUGUAAAUCGAACCACCUCAAGUCUUGGAAAGCUGAUUUGAAAGAGAAUUGCACUUAUGUUAUGCAUAAUUUCAAAGUUGUUGAGAAUGAUGGUCAAUUUAGAGAAUUUAGAUUUGCUGAAUUUGCAAAUGUUGUUGCUGGCAAUUUUGUGUCUGGCCUUGGUGAAAUUUUGUCUUGCACACUUUGGGAGAAUUACUGGACUCAGUUCCUAUCCUAUUUGAAUGAACGUGGGGAUGAUGGGCCGAUGGUUAUUAUAUUGACACAUGCCAGAAUAAAAGAUGCGCAAGGAAGUUAUCCAGCUUCAGUGAGCAAUUCCUUCAAGGCGUCAAAACUAUUGAUUAAUGAUCCUAUAUUGGAAAUUCAGGAAUUUAAAGAGAGGCUUUUAGAUUUAGGUGUUGAGAUGAGUCCAGUUUUGCUACCUGGUGAUCAAGCAAAUUCACAAGUUUCAGGGGGAAGUUAG
This is a messenger RNA of Glycine soja, 615 nucleotides long. RefSeq lists its product as uncharacterized. Lineage: Eukaryota; Viridiplantae; Streptophyta; Magnoliopsida; Fabales; Fabaceae. The record is from RefSeq and is a predicted model, not a curated record. Bases 1 to 615 code for a protein of 204 amino acids. The transcript has 6 exons.